UAUCCGACUGGUUCUUCCAGGGGCAAUCUGAGAGUCAGGUGGUGCCUUCCCCGAGACUGCUGUGAGAUGGUGUUCUGAGUGCAGAAUGUUUGUACCAGGAUGGAGAAGCAUUAGCGGACGGAGAAUGUCUUAAAAGGUUUUUUUUUUUAAGUCAGAGAAAAAUGAUUCUUCUCCCGGGCACCCAGCAGUUGGACAUUCGAAUGCCCUUUCCAGAUGAGAUUAAGUACACCAUUUUGGGUAUCUCGAUUCUGCUCUUCUUGAUAGCAAUGGGCAUUCUUAUCUGGCAAGUUCACAAAUGCUGUUCCAAGGCUCAUUAUUCAAAGGAUUCAGUUAGCAGCUUGGUGGGAGCAGAUGAAUUGGACCAGAGUAGAAGCUCCUAUCUUGACAUUCAGAGGCCAAGAUUUAAGGAGGAGUUCGCCCAUGACCAGGUGCGCAGGCUGAGCCGCUACCUGUCCCAGGACUCCCUGCCAGCCUCGAUGCUGAGCGGCAGCCUGGAGAGCCUGGAGGACCAGGAGAGCGAGGACGAGCCGCAGAUGCGCGGCUCGCUGCGCUUCUCCCUCUACUACGACCAGCUGCAGGGCCGCCUGGUGGUGACCGUCCUGGAGGCCCGGCAGCUGCCCCUGCGCGAGUUCAGUCACAGCGUGGACCCCUUUGUGCGCGUGCGUCUGCUGUGGGCCAACGAGGCGAACGAAGAAGGAGACACCGAGGAGGAGGAAGAGGAGGUGGAGGAGAGGAGGACGACGGCGAGGAAGGAGAAGAGCUCCGUAAGCGUCCGGCCACAGCAGUGCGUCCUUCACGAGUGGCAGUCGCGGCUGGUGAAGAACAGCAGCAGCCCGGCCUUCGGGGACCAGUUCUCCUGCUCACUGGCUGAGGAGGAGGUGCACCGUGUCACUGUCAAACUAGAGGUUCGAGACUUUGAUAAGUAUUCCAGGCAUGGGAUUCUGGGGGAGGUUCGCAAACCGUUGAGUAAUUUGAAUAUUUCAUAUCCUCUGGAGAUGUGGCAGGAUCUACAACGACCCACAAAGGACUUGGUUGGUGAAGUGCUCCUCUCUCUGAAGUACAUGCCUACAUCACAGAGGGUGGAAGUGGGUAUCCUGAAGAUCAGGAUCAUUUCAAAGUCCAGCAGAACAGACAGAGCACUCUAUGUCCGGACCAGUGUCCAGUGCAACCAGUGCAAGCUCCGCCACCAGAAAACUGCGCCCAAGACCCUGUGGGACGUGACCGUUUUUAACGAGGUCAUGAUUUUCGUGCUGCCUGACCCUCCGGUGCGGGACUGCACCAUCGUGGUCAAUGUAUAUGAACUGAACCCUGGGAAGAAAUCAUCGAAGCGCCUGAUUGGCCAACUAACAAUAGGGAAGGGGAGACAGUCAGAGGAUGAACACUGGAAGCUGAUGAUGCGUUCGCUUCGCCAACCAAUUGCAAAGUGGCAUCUACUGUAUGUAUGAAACUAGUGAACUAUUUGUGUUUCUGUCUUAUCCUGUAUUACUCCUUGAGCCAGACCCCCUAACUUUGGUAAAUCAGUACCAUUAAAGGGGAAUAAGUCUCAUAGAGAUUUUUGACAAGAUAUAUCACCCUAGAAUUAGGAAAUGUGAUAGCAUUGCAUUUUUGGUAGCAUUUUGUGUUUUAUCAGCCGGUUUAUAUCCAUUAUACGUGGAGAAAAAUCGGCUGUAUGUUAUGUAAAGUAUGUAAAUGACUCAUUAUCUAAUAACACUGGAUAAAGUCAAGUUCAAAAUUCUUCUUUUUGUUUUUCAUUUUGGACAGUGAAAUGUUAUUACAGUGGGUGUUUUGAAUUUGGUUAUUUUGAAUAGAUACUGCCAAUAGCCAUUUUUUUUUUCUUAACCCAACCACCACCCCCCCCUUAUGGGGACCUAUAUUAUAAAGCCAAAAUAUAGCAGUUGAAGGACAGUACCAAAAUAAGUGUUCUGUAGUCUCCUCCUCCUCUAAACAGAAACGUGUCAGGAUCUGUCCCGGACUGUUAAGUUUCUUGCACUUGGGUCCUCCUGCACAACCCUGACAAAACGACAGAAUGGAUUUGUCUCUAUCCCCCAAAUAUGCAGCAUUUUCUGUGUGUUUAAGUAUUUAAAAAUUAACUAAUAUUGGAAAAAAACAUUUUUAUAUCUAAUGAUGCUUCAUACAAUUUACUGAAGAUUUCUUUCAAUGGAAGAGGACAAUCUAUCAUUUUUUCCCAGCUAUUAAAAUUUUUACAUGGGAACUCCACCAAUUUAUCAGUUUGUAGAUAAAACAUAUAUAUUUCCUUGUUAAAUUUUGUUUUAUCUAGCCAUUUGUUCUGCUUUAUAUUUGGUCUACACACUAAAUUAUUAUCAGAGCUGGUUUUCAUUUUUUGUUUCCAACUUAAAGGCAGGGACGCGGUUAAUUGAUUAUACUAUUGAAUAGUACAUACCUCCCCAUACCUAAUUCUUAAUUGUUUAUAUGGAAGGAUCUCGCAUUUUUCAUUCACAAUAUCUUUAACAAAAAUAAUUCCUUUACUAAACAUUUGCUUAAAAAAGAUAACUUGUCCUCCACUUAAUAUAUUUGAAUUAAACCAUAACAUUUGUUGCAAUAUUUCUUCUGUUUUUUCAGGAGGAUAAUACUGAAAAUGUAGCCAGCUGCCAAUAGCCAUUAAAGAACCUCUAUUAUUGCCAUAUUCACAACUCUGAACCAGAAAUUGCCAUUUUAAUUUUAAUUUAAACUGUAUGUUUCCAGAUAUACUCCUACAUGCUGGAGGAUUUUAUAGAGGAGAUUGUUCAUAUAUGAUUUGUGACCUAUAGUAUGGAAAGUAAAUACAAGAUAUAACAUGGGUUUUCAGCAAAUGUAUGAACACAUACCUUUGCCAUAGCUAUGUACCUGACUUUACCCAAUGUUAGGAUAUCUAUACUUUAAAUGUAUGCCAAUUAUUGCAUAUUUCAUUAGAUAAUGGCUCAUUUACAUAUGCAUACAUAAUAUUUCAGAAAACUUCCUAUACAAAAAAAUAUUGACAUCAUGUAAAUAAUCAGCUGCGGAAGGUUUGUGUGGAUAUCUAUUAGUUAAGAUGUCUAGCCUAUUUACCUAUAAUAUAUCCCUCAUAAGCGUAUAAUAGAUAUAAACAGGGUGAUAACACACAGAAAGCUACUACCAAUGCAAUGCUUUAACUUAUUUUCUAACUCUAGGGUGGAAUACCUUGACAAAAAUCACUAUGAGACUUACAGUAUUCCCCUCAGAUGGUACCGACCGACCCUUCUGGCUCAAGGACUAAUCUAAGGACAUUGCAUUUAUAUGAGACAUGGCUAACUUCUUUUGCCACAUUUGUAUGGAGUCCUCCUGACUUCAGCACACACUUGUGCAUGCACUAAGUUAGUGCUUACUGGAAACUGUUUGCACCUUUUAUGUCAUUCUUUUCGUCUGUGUUCAUCUUUAUCUUUACGACUGUUUGAAUUUGGUUAUGUAUCACUAAGCUAUUAAACAGCCUGUAGUCAAGUCAA
This is a messenger RNA of Alosa sapidissima (American shad), 3458 nucleotides long. It is a transcript of the gene syt19, whose product is annotated as synaptotagmin XIX. Lineage: Eukaryota; Metazoa; Chordata; Actinopteri; Clupeiformes; Clupeidae. The record is from RefSeq and is a predicted model, not a curated record. Gene Ontology annotation, cellular component: axon; synapse. Bases 162 to 1445 code for a protein of 427 amino acids. The transcript has 7 exons. Gene Ontology annotation, molecular function: clathrin binding; phosphatidylserine binding; SNARE binding. Gene Ontology annotation, biological process: regulation of calcium ion-dependent exocytosis; vesicle fusion; regulation of dopamine secretion.